CUUGGAUCGGUGGUGCAGCUAGACACUUCAUCUUUCCUGAAGGAUUAAGUUCACAGUUAUCAUCUUCAUCGGUUUAUGUUUAUCUGGGCUUACAGCGAUCUAUCUCUAUCCCCUUAACUCGUCCUCUAAAUCCCAAUCAAAGGCUUUAUCUUCUUCUACAAUGGGUUCCAAUAGUAGUACCACGACACGCAGCGGACAAAGAGAAAGACUCCAGAAAUCUAACAAACUCAAAGCCACCAUUGACACGUGCAAUUUCAAAUUGAAUGAAGAUUCCAUUGAUUCUCCUUCUCGCCUACUCUAGUGAUCAAGACCCUCACUUUUUAAGUUGUACUUCAUUGAUGUUCCAUUUUUUCAAAAAGCGACCACAACUAAGAGGAGCAGGAACUAAAGCAAAAACAUGUCCUUGCUCCACGAUCUAGCUGGCCUCGUUGGUGAUGCCGCUACAUGGGUAUUCGAUCCUGCCGUGUCCGCAACCAAAAGCGUUUCCACGAUGUCCUCUUUUCAUGCGGACCAACAAGUAGUAAAUCAUGUGGAUGUCGGAGUUCAUCUGCCUCUCAAAAAUUGGACGAGGAAUUACAGGAGGGGAUCUCGAUCUGUGGCAGUGGCUUCUAGAUUGAAGACGUCCUUUAGCGAGAGUCCAACUUUCAUGAUUACGAGUGGCAUCACACAUGAAAAAGAGCACUGUCUCGUCGCGGACGCGCCAGAUCGAGAUGGCAGCAGUUUCCAUCUUGCACCCUGUGGAGCGCAGGUGAAGUUAUGACUUUGAACGAUUUUUCUUUUGCGAAGGAACCCGUACUAACCGGCUUACCACGUAGCUAGUAACAGCUUCUGAACAACAAGAAAGACGCAGAUACUUAUAAAUAUAUAGGAUACUAGACUUGAGCGCCUGGCAGCACUUCCCCCACUAGAGUCCUCCACUCCCUACACGCACAGCCGCUGCCCCCAAAUGCUUCCACUUCCCCGGCUCUUUCCCCGCCCGACAACCGUCUGGCGGAGUUGAUCGGCGGGACAGGAGUGGGGGCGGUGGCAGCGUGCUGACAUUAAAUAGACAUCGCUCUAAGUCAUUUGUAAUUUUGUAAUAUUUGAAACUUUUGGAUCCAAAUUUGAAACUUGAAAUCCAAGAAUGUGAAAUCAUUUAAAUUUUUAUUUGGAUUUUAAUUUUCUAAAAUGUAUUUUUCUUCGAUAAAAUCAAAAAUUUAGGAUUCAAAAUCCAAAUCUUGAACCUUCGAUGCUGCAGAUCGGUGCUAUUGGUGGCAAAACAUGCGCCGCCGGUGACAUUUGGGGGCGUGGUGAUAUUUGGCAUUAGCAGCGCAUUUGCGACGAAAUUUUUUAAAUUCACUCUUCAUGGAUAAAAUCAAAAAUUUCGAAUGUUGAGUUUUUAUGUUUCAAAAGUUUCAUGCUUGAAAUUGAAAAGUCCAAAAAUUUUUGAUUUUAUCAACCAAGAUCACGCUCAGAGCUUUUAGCUGCUUAAAUAUUUACCAUGCCGUGGCUCGUGAGCUCGUAAGUUCGUAAGUGCAUAAAUUCAGAAGCUCAUAGGUUCGAAGUUGCAUGCUCAGGCUGAUCUGCUGAGUGCCGUCUUUUUUUCUUCUCGCUUCGAAAGUUUCCUUCGUCUUAUUUUGUAUUCUCGUAAGUUCCUAAGUUCAUAACCAUAAGUUCGUAUGUUCAUGGGCUCAUGGGUUCACGUUUUUGCUGUUGCAGUGUUUUUGGUUCCAGUGGGUUCGGUUCCAGUGUGUUUGGUUCAGGUGUAAGUGUGUGGUCCAAGUGUGUGUGGUUCGGAGGGAGGGAGGGACAUUGUUGAUAUUUUAUGUAGCUCGCUAAGCUCUAUAAGGUAAACGCAAAAAACAGAGGGGAAACAAUGGAGUGAGUGCUCAGAAGUACUUUGCUUCUAUCAUACUCUACUUGUACUGUUUCAGAUGUCUUCAUCCUCCUCGCCUCUAAUCCCCAAAAUGAACGGACACGAGCUGUUCCGUUUCAUGGACAAUGGCGCUUUGUACACGUUGAUGGGCAAGAAAUGCAUAACCCUAGAAGACGGCAACGUGACAAAACAAGGAGGCAGUAUUAUUAAGGCAAGGAACGAAGAUAAAGAUAAUCACUAUGAUCCACUCGUGAGUUCUGAGCCACCUGACGCUGACGAGAGCAGCCCUUUUCCCCCCCUGAGCAGCGUGUUCCUCCUGAAGUUGUACAGCUGUCGUUGUUGCACAUAGUGAAGGGUCGUGGAUCAUGCAAGUGAAACAGAGAAGAUUGGCAUUAGUCACGCAUAUUAAUCUCUAACAUCACCUUGCAAGACUGUGAUACUGCGACAGCAGCUGGCGACGGUCGCGCUUUAUGGGAACCCAUGCCUAGCUCGCAGCUUAAAUCCGGUAAAGCAGGCGAUUACUGCCUCACGAUGGGACCAGAACAGGCGAGACCGGGAGAGGUAAAAACCGUUUUUUUGACAAGAACCAGGCGCUUCUUGCACUUGUAUGUUCAUUUUCCUGAGUGAUUAUAGAAACGAUUAUACUUGCAUUUAAUUUUCUACCCAACGAACAGCAUGCAUUUCAAUUUAUUUCAAUUUGUAUCGACUUCGGCAAACAUCAGCACAUCUUUAACCUAGAAACUGAAAAGUAUCAACUUGUAGAACAUCAAACUACCAGACAAACCUCAUCCGCGGUAGCAACGCUAUUGACGCUUCAUCUUCAAACGGAAGUCACAUUCCGAAACUAGUAGCCGACGGCAACGAUUCCACCUACUGGGCUUCAGAUUGGGAUCCAUCCGAAGAUGAGACUGUCACGAUUGGUACUUCGAUGAGAUUUAGACGAUGUUCACAAAUCCAUGGUGCUUAGGAUGUAGCUGUAGAAGGUGGAGCGCAUUGAUUUAUUUGAUUUUUGCUCAAGAACCAAGAACUUGGGUGGCGGUAGUUUUUCUAGUGUUCUAUCUACUUAUCAUCUACAGCUAUUUUCUAGUGUAGUUCUACUAUGUAGUAUCAUCUUCAACCAUAUCACCCCAACCCUACCUUUCUCCUUUCUCUCAUCAUCGGCGUUUUCGCCCCCUCCAACAUCCCGUAAACAAACCCUUAGAAUCCCUCCACCUUGCUUACCCCAUCCCCAUCCCCGAUCCCUGAACCACAGAUCUCGGGACAACAGCGAAGGUAAACGGCAUUGAUAUCGAUUGGGAGUAUCCACCGAAGUCAUUCAGCGUCGAGAAUAGUACGGAUGGCGUACAUUUCAGUAGUUGUAUGAACGUUGAUUUCAACGAAAAGUGGAAUCUGCAUAUGCCUGGACGGAUGCUCAAAGCGCGCUACUUGCGGAUUGUUAUUUAUGAACGUCAACCUACAUCAAGUAAAUCAGGUCGAAGAUUUUCAAUUAGAAUUUUUAGUACUACUUCUAGGACGCACCGGAGGAUGAAUGGAAUAUAUAUUGAACACUAGUACUUGUUGUAUCACAACUACUUCUGCAUGGAGCGAGAUGCGAGUACUUACUUGUAGACUGAGUACGACUCGUACUGUGUAAUCAGAUCCAUGAUGAUCACUUAGUUUCGUUUUCAGAGAUGUUGAGUAGCUGACUCGCAUCAGAAGUGAUGAGCGACAAAGAUAGAAUCUAAUUUCCGCACGAAGUGCACCCUGUACUUGGCCAGCACAAGGAGAGUGGUCGCCACCUAUACGGUAUUCAGCAUGUCCGCGUCACUUCCCGCGCCCUCCAACCAGUACUCCAGAAAUGCUCAGACGCUGCUAGAAGCACGGACGCUCGCGACAAAUGGUUCCUCGUAGAGGUCACCGAGUUCAAUCCUUGUAAGAACCCUCGACUAGACCAGCCGCCACCUGACGUACCAAGUACCACACAGUUUGCUGGUGGUAAGGAUGACGUGAAGGGUCCCGAGACCCCUGAGGCAGCGGGCUUGCCUUCUAAAGAGAUGAUUGAAGCAUAGAAAAAAAAAUUUCGAAGAAAUCUACUUCACGAGGAGCAGGUGAAAUUCUUGUCAGCUGAAUCCUUUGUUCGUCAACAUGUACGUCAAAGAAAACUGGUACAAAAGUAAUUUACUCCCCAACGCCCCUGCUUAGUUCUACUUAUAUUACGGGCGGUUCUACCAAAGAUGAUGUACUGACUCCUUUUUGGGCGACGUUCCUAAUCGUACUAAUAUGUAAACCUAGAUGAACGACGAG
Messenger RNA from Amoebophrya sp. A25, 4138 nucleotides. The record is from the annotation of a GenBank genome assembly. NCBI's taxonomy places the organism in Eukaryota, Dinophyceae, Syndiniales, Amoebophryaceae.